This is a messenger RNA of Histoplasma mississippiense, 1302 nucleotides long. RefSeq lists its product with no specific name. NCBI's taxonomy places the organism in Eukaryota, Fungi, Ascomycota, Eurotiomycetes, Onygenales, Ajellomycetaceae. The coding region runs from base 1 to 1302 and encodes 433 amino acids. The record is from RefSeq and is a predicted model, not a curated record. Gene Ontology annotation, molecular function: nucleic acid binding; RNA-DNA hybrid ribonuclease activity. The transcript has a single exon.
AUGGCAGCCAGAGGGGUCCUCCCAGUUUUCCGUACAACGCCCAUCGCUACCCUAUACCGGGAUGCUGGGCUCCCAUCAGCAAUGGUAGCUCUGGAGGAGGCCAAAGUUCGAUUCGCGACAAGGCUUCAGGUGGUGGAUGAGAAGCACCCACUGGCUUCACGGAUAGCGCCUCCAAUGAUCACACGAGGAAGAGGGGCUGGAACCCGGCAGCGCUCAAAGACCAAGAUCCAGCGGUUGGGGGCGCUGCUACCUGCAGUCAAUAGACCCACACUUGCCAUCCCACACUACUCAGAGGGAUGCGGGACAGACCCCACAGAGGGUGUAGACAAAAAGAGUGCUGCUCAGGCAUUCAAGGAAUGGUGGAGAAGUCAACCCUCAACAGAUCUAUAUGUUUUCUCAGAUGGAUCAGAACAGAACCUUGACAACAGCAGGCAGGUGGGCUAUGGCUUCAUAGUCUAUCAGGGAAAUAAACAGCUGGCCAGCUUCUCAGCUGCGCUGAGCCCUAUGUCACAUGUCUUCGACGCUGAGGCAGUUGGUGCCUGCCGGGCAUUAGAGUGCGCCGUGAAGCUCCUACCUUGUGUCACAGAGGACAGCAGCAACCCUCAGAUCUGGCUCUGCCUCGACAACACCUCAGUCAUCUGGGGCAUACGGGGCAGUGCAGCAGCCUCCUCAAACUGGGCCUACAACCGCUGCCAUGAGGUCCUCAGACAGCACAAUGUCGGCCUGAAAUGGGCUCCUGGGCAUAUGGGGAUAGAGGGCAAUGAGGAAGCAGACCGCUUGGCUAAGCGGGCAGUCUCAUCCACUGUAGCCCCAGCCUAUGGUCUCGAGGCCACACCCACAGUCAGUGGGGUCCGCACAGUGGCCAAGCAGCUCAGCCAAGAGGCAAGGCGAAAGUGGUGGAGUGGAGCCUAUGGCAAGCUCUCUGACUGGUACCGGGGCUGGAGUUUCAGCAGGCCGACUGGGGAAUACCAAGUGAAGGCCCCUCCGGAGCUCACCAUGCCACGGCAUGCCCUUCACCGCUGGCUCGCACUCCGCUCCUCUCAUGGGGACUUCUCCUGGUACCACAGGCGUUUCCAGCAUGCAGAUGCGAGGCUCACCUGUGUCUGUGGACACAACAAGAGCCCAGAACAUUUGGUGCUCUGUCGACACUCACAGAGGCACUUUCUUCACUGGCCCAAGAGGCCAGCAGCACGGCCACACAACCGGGCGACAGCUGUUGCCUAUCUAGGGUCUCUGACCCCUACAGACUUUGUAGAACUGCUGGACUGCACGCAGUUCUACACACGGUACUGCACAAGGUAA